Limulus polyphemus (Atlantic horseshoe crab) is the source of this 2223-nucleotide messenger RNA. Its product is annotated as adenylate kinase 7-like. Gene Ontology annotation, cellular component: cytoplasm. Gene Ontology annotation, molecular function: AMP kinase activity; ATP binding. NCBI's taxonomy places the organism in Eukaryota, Metazoa, Arthropoda, Merostomata, Xiphosura, Limulidae. Gene Ontology annotation, biological process: nucleobase-containing compound metabolic process. The record is from RefSeq and is a predicted model, not a curated record.
AUGGAGCAACAUCUCAAUGAAGCAGCACUGAAAAACUCAAUAAAACAGAUCCCAGUUGUUUUUGUAAACAAUGUCGAUACAUAUAGUGGAUGGAAUAUAUCACAUUUUCUUGCAAACAGUCGUAUUAAUGGCACAUUAUCUGAUAAUACUAGUGUAGACCGACAGGUGAGUUACGAAUCUCAAUUACAAACUACUGAUGAUCAAGGUCUUGUUUACCAGGUUUAUGGAACAAAAACAAAAUUUGACAGCAAAAGUAAAGAAGAUGAACUAGGAUGUUCAACUGAACCAUUAGGUAUGCUGAAUUUGGAUAUAUCUCAUUGCAAACAAAUACUGGUUAAUGAAGAAAGGGAAAAAUUAUUGGCUCUCCUUCUUGAGUGUAAUAUUAUUAUUUAUGACAUAACUGAUAUUGAAGAUCCAGACCAAGUUGAAGAAGCCCUUUGGGCGUUGUCAACUCUUCAUUCUACUGCAGAAAGUUUUACAUCGAGAAAAAUAUUCAUCCUUGUCUCUACUAUUCUUACUUGGGCUCGAACAAAACCUUUAGACCCAGAAAAUCCACAAAGUCCAUUAACUGAAGAAGAAUAUAAGCGCAGAAGAGCACACCCUGCUUUCAAGAGACAUUUAACUGCUGAAAAAGAAAUUAUCAGACUUGGAAAGAAAAAAAGUAAAAUGGUAAUGUAUGUUGUGACAUCUGGAAUUACCUAUGGUGGAGGUGAGGGUUUUUUGCAUUAUUGGUUUAAAUGCGGUUGGCACAAUAACCCAGUAAUUCAAUAUCCUGGAGAUGGACAAAAUAUAGUACCAAUGAUACAUAUCAAAGAUCUAGCUUCCAUACUACAAAAUGUAAUUGAAAGAAAACCGUCCAUCAGAUAUAUAAUUGCUGUAGAUGAAGGGUUUAACACUCUAGAUAAUAUAUUUAAAGCCAUAAGUUUAGAACUCACAACCGGUGAAGUCAUAGGAGUUCCAAAAGAAUAUUUUCUGUCAGUGGAAGAUAUACCAAACAAAGCUUUAGAUAUGCUGGAAGUGAACAUUCAUGUUCAACCUGAAAUAGUAGAAGAGGACAUGUCUGUGACAUGGGUAUCUAAAGAUGGUUUUACUCAAAAUAUAAAAACUUGUGUACAAGAAUACAAAGAAAAGAGAGGAUUACAACCAAUUCGUCUUUGUGUACUUGGUCCUCCAGUUUCUGGUAAAACAACAAUUGUAAACAGUUUAUGUGCACAUUACAAACUUCAUCCAAUCCAAACAGAAAAGAUUGUUCAAGAAAUGCUUGAAGACCUAAAAGAAAAAGCAGCUGAAGAAGUUACAGACAGUAACAAUGAAGAAGUGGAAAAUGCAAAAGAACAACUACAGGAUAUUUUAUCAGGUCAACUUGCUAACAACGGAGAGAUCCCUAAUCAGUAUGUCAUAAUGUUUGUUCGUAAAAUGAUAAAUUCUAAGCCUUGUCAAAACCAAGGAUUUGUAUUGGAUGGAUUUCCUUCUACUGAAGAACAGGCUCGAGAGUUGUUUGCUGUUGUAGAAGAGGCAGAAGAAUUAGAAGAAGAGGAGUCAGCACUUUAUAAAAACAGUAUUAUGCCAUCUCUAGUAAUCAACUUAAAUGCUUCAGACGAAUUUCUCCGAGAAAGGGCAAUGAAUAUGCCACAAGAAGAGCUUGAGGAGAAGCAGUACUCAGAGGAGACAUUUCUAUAUAAAUUGGCACAUUACAGAAACUUACAGUUGGACGAUAUUACAGCUGUUGAGUAUUUUGAUGAAAUGGAGAUCCAUGUUGUACAGAUUGAUGUGACAGCUAAUGUUGAAGAACAUAUCAAUGAUAUACAAACCAAAAUCAUUGGUAAACCUCACAAUUAUGGUCCUUCUAUAGAAGAACUUAGAGAACGAUACAAAAAGAAAAUGGAAGAAAAGGCAAAAAAAGAAAAAGAAAUGGCAAUAAAACAAAGAGAAAAAGAAGAGGAAGAAGAAAGACAGCGACGAAUACGAGAGGAAGAAUGGGCUCAGUGGUUGAACCAGAUUCAGAGAGAAGAAAAGCGAUGGUUGGAAGCUCAGUCCACUCCUUUACGUAACUACCUGAUGGAGCAUGUAAUACCUACUGUAGCAGAAGGAUUGUUAGAAUGCUGUCGAUUAAGACCUGAUGAUCCUGUGGACUUUCUUGCAGAAUAUCUGUUCAAGCAUGCAAUGCAUGAGUAAAUAAUUUACACAAAAACAUAAUCAUGACCAUUCUCUAUCUCACUUAUU